AUGUCUUCCCUGCCUGAGCACCCCAAGCCCUUCCCCCGUGGCAGCGCUGAGGAGAUCCCUGGCUACCCCUCUGCCAGGGCUCGUUAUGUGCCUGCGACUGUUUUUGGCGUGGAGACGAGCUCCUUUGACUACAAUUCGCCUCUGCCGACCGCUAACCCGGACCUGACGGUCUGGGUGCUCAUGCAUGCCAUCAAUGGCUGCUCGAGCAAGGUCAUCAAGCGUCUCAGUGAGGGUCGCCCUAUCCGCCAGCUGGAGCUGCGCACCAAGGUUGACAGCCGGUCACUCAAGCCGAUUCCCUACAACAUCAAUCUGAGAAACAGCCAGAACUGCGAUGCCAUGAUCAGGCACCUGUACGGCGAAGAGCUGGACGAGGAGGACCAGUGCGCCAAGUGCAAGGACUCCAAGGGAGCCCUGAUCGGCUGCGUUGUCUGCCCCGACAUUGUCCCCAACUGCGCCAACUGUGAUUGGAACCGCUCGGGAGGGCAAUGCUCCCUGGGCGGCGGCGUCAGUGCGAGGCGCCGUGCCAAGCGCAGGCCCGCUCCUGAGUCGGAGAGCGAGGCCCAAGAGGAAGAGGACACCAACAGCCUCUGGGAGGUGUUCAAUGACAUGGAUCCUGCCACCCUGACCAGACUCUCGGUUGUCUUGUCCGAGGCUGCCAAGCGCACUGGUCACACCCGUCGCUAA
Messenger RNA from Fusarium keratoplasticum, 684 nucleotides. RefSeq lists its product as uncharacterized. Bases 1 to 684 code for a protein of 227 amino acids. Lineage: Eukaryota; Fungi; Ascomycota; Sordariomycetes; Hypocreales; Nectriaceae. The transcript has 3 exons. The record is from RefSeq and is a predicted model, not a curated record.